Messenger RNA from Fopius arisanus, 3070 nucleotides. RefSeq lists its product as uncharacterized. The transcript is spliced from 8 exons. The record is from RefSeq and is a predicted model, not a curated record. Lineage: Eukaryota; Metazoa; Arthropoda; Insecta; Hymenoptera; Braconidae. Bases 342 to 2633 code for a protein of 763 amino acids.
UAUCGAUAAAGUAACCAUAAUCUUCAGUGUCACAUCAGUGAACAUCAGUCCACGAUUUUUCACAAUUAAUCCCCGUGUGCAGUGUUUGUUCCUCGUACGUGGAUAAGUUCGAUAAAAAAUCCUCUGAAAAAUCUCGAAUUAGUGAGAGACUCUCCUUCAAUCCUGAGACCUCGACAUUUUUCACUGAUUUCUUCUUCGACUCUGAGAUCCCUCGAAAAAACAAAAAACUAAAUAAAUUAUCAUUUUCAUUCACAUGCAUUUACUUGCAUUUACAAGUACUCAGGAUUUUCUGGGUUGGCUGACGUCAGGAUUAAGCGAAGACUCAACGAAAAUUUUGACCAAUGGGAGGCAACAAUUCUACAAUGAAAUCCAGCGCUCCACCAAUGAUCGGCGCGAAGACGCGUGCCUCAGAGGAGAGUCGAGCUGAAGAGAUGAAACGAGAGCUCUCUGCGUUGAAUUUAUACGAGGGUGGGAUGACUAUGAAAGAGAUGUAUCACAUGUUAACAGCAGUGAAAGACUCCAUGAAGAAUCCUGGCGAUAUGAGUCGUGAAAAUUCGAUGGCCACGGAAAUGAUAUCAACUCCACCAGCAGAGCCCCCGUCCCAAAAGCCAGCGAGAUCGAGUCGAGACUCAUCCUCCCCAGAGCUAACAUCAGCAUAUUUCUCAACCCGCGUACGACCCACGACGAAAAAGCCAGAGGAAGAGGAUUUGGACGAUUCCCCAGAGUGCACGAGAAUGAGUCCAACUAUUGGUGCACUUCACAUACUGUCCCCCAGUCCCCCUAGGUUGGGGACCCUAAGCACAGCCCCAGCGGCAGUCCCACCCCUUCAGAGCACAACAAAUAUCCCGAAAAAAAUCCAGAAUACUCGGAAGCUGCCGCUGUCGAAAAUCGAGAUCUGGAAGAUCGAUCCUCUGGACUGCAAAACUGUGGACGUUCCCUUGAAGAAUCUCCAGAGAAACCAAAGCUCAAGGCCUCCCGUGGGCUUUCCCGUGGAGAAUAGAGUCCCUCAGAUACCCGAGACCAUCCGGAGAUUCAUAGACAUGAGUCUGCUGGAGUGCCACAAGUCUCACUACGAGAAUCACAAGUACAACUACAGUAUCGAGUUCGAGUGGGGGUCACCCAUCAAGGUGACAACAGGUCUCUUCAAAGAAUCUCCGGACAAGGACUUCAGGUCAGAGCGAGAGAUUCAAGAGUUCCGUCCAGGGCUGCGUUCCCGGGAUAUAUCCCCGAAGAAGUCAGAUGUCUUUGCAUUCAAUCAAUCUGACGACGACUCAGACGACUUCGAGAGGACACGCAAGCGGCCAAAAUCCUCGACCUCUGGUCUGCUGGGUCCAGUGUCAAGUCUCGCAGGUCGUCGUGAACGUGCACUUUUCAAAGCGAACAUUUCUCCACCACAAGAGCUUUCAAAAAGUGAAGAAAAGGGCCCGAAUUGGGAGGAAAGGCCUCGAGUCGUUCCCUCGAAGAAGCGAACCGUGAAAAACCGAGGACUAGCCACCCCAGAGGUCUCGAGAUCCACCCGCGAGGCUUUACAGGAGUUCGAGCCCCAGGAAAUUCCUGCUGAGUUAUCAAAAACAGCAUCUCCUCCCCCAAAGAACUCAGAGGCGGUUGACGUGUACCCCAGACGAAUAACUCCCCCCAAUCCAUCUCGUCCUCGAGGUCCCAAAGGAAAAAAGUUACUCUCAAUCCCCCGACUCCUGGGGAGCAGACCACAACUCACUGUGGAGAAGAUCCCCAGGAAGAAACCAGAGUCUCUAACUGAGGAGGAGAUCGAGUCCUCUGUAAUGACUGACGACGAGGAUGACGCACCGAUCGUCCCCCAGAAGACUAGUAAGAGGUCGGAGGCUGCCCUGGCACUUCUGGAAAGGGCCAGGCAGGAGGAUAUGACUGAGGAGAGGAGGAGGGUAGAGAUGGAGAGGGCCAGGGCGGAACAGGAGGACAGGGAGAAACAGGAGAGGAUCAGAAAAAGAAUCAGGGAGAACAAUGCCCUGAUAAAGGUCAAGCAGGAAGAGGCCACAUUAGAAAAAGAGAGAAGAGAAAGGUACAAAUUUGGGAUGGUCGUAAAUAUGGGUCGAAGAGUUGAACUCGAAGGAGACUCUGCCAAGAAAAAUGUAGAAAUUCUCGAAUGGGACUCGAACAAUCGAGCGACACCGACCGCUGACGAGGUCAGCAUGUUCCCAGAGGGCGAUGAGGAUAACCAGGAGGCACGGGAAGUGCAGUGCCCUAUGUGUCAGAAGUACUUUCCUCAGGGACGAGCCAUCGAGAUUCACGCUGACAGCUGUGCAGAUUCCUUUGGGGAUGGAGGAGAUGUAGUCGAUGUCGAAGAGGUCAAGGGGAAUCAUCCUCCAGGAAGAGGGAGAUUCUCCAAUCUCUUGGAGUGCAUGAGGUGUGGCAAAUUCCAGACAAGGGAUGGACACGAAUUCGAUGAACACACUGUGAAAUGUUUACGCAAUCAAGAGGUCCCAGGUGGAAGUAAAACUGUUCCCAUUGAGGUCCCAGACUCUCCCAUUCGAUCUUUCAAACCUCUCAGUGAAAUUCACAACCCUGAGAUUGAUUAUAAUGCACAAACGCGAACGAGGAAAGCAUCGCCAAAGGGUGGAAAUAAUCGCAAGAGGAGGAAAAUUCUGAAGGGAUGAAGAUCCUGGGGUACAGACAAAAAAUUCGAGUCUUCCUUCACGUACUGUUGAAUUGAAUGGAUCCCAAAGCUCUUGCAAAGUCUAGCGUGACAACAGCAUUUGAAAAUUUAAUGGUAAAACGUGAGAGUACAUUUGAAAGGUCAUGAGUGAAGAGUACAGUGGUUGGUAGAUUGAAGCAACACCUUGAUGCCUUAGAAACAUUAAAAUGUUCAGUGGUGGACGAAUUUAUAGUUUUUCAAACUUCUAGUACUAUAGCCGAGUCAUUGUCCAUACAAAUACUUUUUAUUUUGUUUACUUUUUGUACGCAACUAUUGUUUAUCCAACAGGGAAAAAGCAUUCUAGCAAAAAAUAUUGAAUGGAUAUCCGUUGAUUCCACAUUUUGGCUGAAUAACAGAUUGCGUUAUUUGGGUUUUAAUAAAGUUGAGAGGUUGUGAUUA